Messenger RNA from Megalobrama amblycephala (Wuchang bream), 4591 nucleotides. It is a transcript of the gene eya3, whose product is annotated as EYA transcriptional coactivator and phosphatase 3. The transcript is spliced from 19 exons. Lineage: Eukaryota; Metazoa; Chordata; Actinopteri; Cypriniformes; Xenocyprididae. Bases 277 to 2109 code for a protein of 610 amino acids. The record is from RefSeq and is a predicted model, not a curated record. Gene Ontology annotation, molecular function: protein tyrosine phosphatase activity. Gene Ontology annotation, biological process: negative regulation of extrinsic apoptotic signaling pathway in absence of ligand; cell differentiation; multicellular organism development. Gene Ontology annotation, cellular component: nucleus.
AUCGCAUUUUUGCAAGGGUCUACCGUUUUGUGAUUCGAAGGAGCGCUUGUUGUUUCUGCGCAUGCGCGUUGUGAAUUGUAGCGACUUCCUGCCAAAUAGUUGUCCCUAACAACACACGGCGCCCCACCGAGGGAAUUUCAGUUCAAGGAAACAUAAAGUUUCCUCGAAAGUAGCACUUGGUGCGAUGGGCCUUGGCCAAAGCAGAAGCAGCGGCAACUGCAGAGACUGACAACGCGGAUUUAUUAGGGAGGACGGUGAAGACGUCUUUUCAUAGCCAUGGACGAGUCGCAAGAGGUGCCCGAACUACCUACAAAGAAAGCUCGGCAUGAUCCAGAAGUGAGUCAGGAUGGUGAUUCACGUGUGAUUGCUAAUGACAGCAGUGACUCCCCUAACCGGGACAAAUCAACAGCACAGUCUGAAGUCAAUUCAUAUCCACCAUCAUCUGUUGCUCACUUGCACUUAAUGCCUGGGGGUCCAGAACAGUCAAAUCAAGAGACGAUAUCAAGAUCUCAGGGCUGUGUCACAGAAAAUGCAUAUACUCACAAUGCAGUGACAUGCAAAGACCUCACCACAACCACAGCCACUGAAUAUACCUCACAGAUCUACCAAGGAACCAACACGGCUGUCACUGCAUAUGCCAGUCAAGUGGCUUUCCCCUCCCUGGGCCAGUCGACCGUAUACAGCGGCUUUCCUCAGUCCGGCCAGACGUACGGACUGCCACCAUUUGGGUCCAUGUGGCCGGGCAUAAAGACAGAGUCGCGGCUGCCCGAGGCGCCCUCUGUUGGCCAGACGGGGUUUCUCAGCUUCAGCUCAGCCUAUACCUCAACCCAACCCAACCAGAUCCACUACUCCUACCCCAGCCAAGGUUCCUGUUUCACUACAUCCAGUGUGUACACUAAUAUCCCCCCAGGAACUGCUGUGACCACAGCCACUGGCACACAUCAGGAGUUUUCGAAUUAUAACUCUCUUGGCCAGAGUCAGUUCUCCCAGUACUACGCUCCUCCUCCCAGUUACCUGUCCGCUGGGCUGCCCAGCAAUGAUAGAGAUGGAGCAGGUGUAGUGGCACCUGGAUAUCCAGCCAUUAAGACAGAAGGUAGUGCCUCUGCAAACCUGCCCAACACAACAGAUGCAUCCCCAGGUGUGACGCUUCCAACUGGUGUGGCUUUGCCUGCUGGGAUGGCCCUUCCCACAGGAGCACAAGACCAGGAUGAGCCCAACCGCAAAAACCCUCCUAGCAAAGCUAAAGGCAAAGCUAAGAAAUCAGACGGUUCCCAGUCCACAGACAGUGACCUUGAGCGUAUCUUCUUGUGGGAUCUGGAUGAAACCAUUAUCAUUUUCCACUCUCUUCUUACUGGUUCAUUUGCACAGAAGUUUGGAAAGGACCCAGCAACAGUUCUCAAUCUGGGUCUUCAGAUGGAGGAGUUGAUCUUUGAGCUUGCAGACACACAUCUCUUCUUCAAUGAUCUGGAGGAAUGUGAUCAAGUCCAUGUUGAUGAUGUUGCCUCAGACGACAAUGGGCAGGAUUUGAGCAACUACAACUUCUCUAGCGAUGGCUUCAGCGGGCCUAGUGCGGGUGGUGGUCCGGGUUCCACCGCAGCGGUACAGGGAGGAGUAGAGUGGAUGCGUAAGCUGGCUUUCAGAUAUCGCCGUCUCAAAGAGAUCUACAACGGAUUCCAAGGGAAUGUGGGAGGUCUGCUGAGCCCAAUGAAGAGGGACCUACUGCUCAGGCUGCGCUCAGAGAUCGAGACUGUUACAGAUGCCUGGCGGAGCACUGCCCUCAAAUCUCUCUUGCUCAUUCAGUCAAGGGGCAGAUGUAUGAAUAUUCUGGUCACCACCACUCAGCUGGUUCCUGCUUUAGCUAAAGUGCUUCUCUAUGGCCUGGGUGAUGUCUUUCCUAUCGAGAACAUCUACAGCGCCACUAAAAUAGGAAAAGAGAGCUGCUUUGAACGCAUCAUCACUCGCUUUGGGAAGAAAGUGACCUAUGUUGUUAUAGGGGACGGCCGUGAUGAAGAGUUUGCAGCAAAGCAGCACAACAUGCCAUUUUGGCGAAUCUCUUCUCACGGAGACCUGAUUUCCCUUCACCAAGCUCUGGAACUGGACUUCUUAUAGAUGGACUUUCAUUUGCACCCAUCAGCAAUCCCAUCCACUCAUCCUUAUCCAUCGCAUCCGUGGAGCAGAUGAAGUAGAGUCUGGAACAUUAGUGGUCAUAGACAAGAACUCAAGAAGAUCUGUGACACAUGACAUGAUCUCACAAGCCCUCCACUCUCUCAAUGGCAGCUAUCCUCCCCCUAGGUUGAACCUUGCACUGGGACAACACACCACUGUACACACGGAAAGAGGAAAACACUGUCUCCCAUUCUCCCUGCAUCUUUCUCUUGGAAAAAGGAUGUAGCUUUACCAUCUUCAAUGUAACUGGAUUCACCAAAGGAACAACCCAUGACCAAAAGUCUGCACUGGCACAGAAACUUAGGAGUAAACUUAGUUCUGUCUGUUUUUUUGGGGUUUUUUGCAUUCUUUUUAAAGGGCUGAAAAGUAAAUUAACCAUUUUGAUUUGCGCCAAUUCCAAAGGUCAGGAUAUUGGCUCUUAUGAGAUGGCAGGUUACAUGUUUUAGACACGUCCAAGAAAUUAUGCAUUUAUUUCAGUUCUUAAAAUGGGAUGUGGCCUGUUCAAUAUCUAUCUUCAGAUGGUAGCUGCAGGGUUUAGUAUAGAUCACAUUUAAUUUUUAUUGUAUCUAUGAAUUUUCCUAAAUGCUCCUCAGUUCCAGGGGUCUACAUGCAUUUUACCCAUCAUACACACUUCAUUUCUGCUUUAAAUUGGGCAAUAUUACAAAUUAGAGAGUGCCGAAUGAAAACCAUAUUUCUUUCUGUACAUUUUGUCCCUUUUUCUUUAAAGAAUUAAUCACUCAAAAAUGAGAAUUGUCAUCUUUUGCGUUACUUUUGUUUAAAACCUGUGAUUCUUUCUUGAAGCACAAAAUGAGAUACAAUGAGAUUUGAAUGGGAAUCACCAUAAAAGAAGUCAAAAUACAUCUAGUAUGUUAUAUGAUUGAAGUCACAUGAUGAGGAACAUACCUAAAUCCUAUUUUAUUUUAUUAAUGACCUAAGUUAUACACAAACAGCCUUCUCCUUUGCUGUAGCUCUCAAGUCUAAUUCGGGUAUGAGACAGAAAUGGCUCAAAUUUCAGUUGACAUUACUUGCCAUGCCGUAUUUGUAUGAACACAAAUUCAAUUGAGAUUUCAGAGCUAUGACAGAGAGGAGAAUUUAAUGAAUGGCGUCCUAAAUUUGUGGCUGUUUUGAUGAUUUCAGAAGAGUUGUGGAUUGCAGUAGCACCAUCCCUACUCACUUUCAAUGUAUGGAAAAGAGCAGCAUAACAUCUUUUUUGUGUUCCACAGAAGAAAGUCAGGUUGUACUGGCUUAAACAUGAUGGCAAGUAAAUGAUGAGAAUUUUUGGGUGAGCUAUUUCUUUAAAAUCCAUAUAAAGGUGUUGUUUUGAGGGAAUCUUAAGCUGUAAUUAUACGUCCCGUUCGAAAUAUAUCUGUUAAAUGUCUAUAAAUGCAAUUACGAGCCACAUGAACUAACUGCAUCCUUGUCCCCUGAGGCAAGUCAUGUGGUUGAGUGGGAUUUUGUAAUAUUACCUCUUGCAUAAAGCCAAAAUUACCCAUGGAUUUGAAACUACAGGGCCCCAGCCUGUGACCUUUUUCUUUCGUUCUUACGUGUUUGGGAGAAAAACUGUGUGAUAGUGUGCAAUACAUUUCUGAUCAGUGAUAAAUGAUUGUUUCAGUUUUGGUUGAAGGUGGUUUUACGAGCCGGUUGGGUCUAAUAUUCCCGGCCGUUGUGAGAUUGUGACUGAACAUUACUGAGCCUGAAGAAAAAGCAUUUUUACUCAAGCAGCUUUGACAAUUAAGAAUGUGUACUCUUCAUUUGUUUGCAUAGAUGUGUGUGUGUCUGUGUGUUUCUUUUCCUGUACAUAUUUAUAUCGUGCCUUUUAAAUAUAAUCACCAUUCAGUAAAUGUAUUAUCUUAAAGGGAAUUACUGAAAUAUGACAAACAUAUGCAAUAUGACAAACAUAUGUUUGUAUUGUUUGUUUUUCUGGUGAAGUGUUAACUUUGACUCAUAGGCCUAUGCCGUUUGUCUGUCAUUUUCUUUAAGUUUGGUACUUUUGAUGUGCGCUGACUUCAUUUCUGCAUAAAUAAUUUUCCUCCAUAGCCCAGCCAAUCAGAUGCUGUUAUUCUUUCACUUGAAUGCUCUUCUGGUGCUUUUAUGUCCUACUUUGUUUCCUGCAUUUUUCAGGAAAAAAGCAAAAUGAUCUAGUCCCUGUAUACUGUCUAUUAUAUACACCUAAUUGAAGAUACGUGACUGUAUCAUGAGAUUUUGGGAUUUGUUACUAAUGCAUAGACAAUCAAGGGAUGUAACAGCUAUUUUAGCCAGAGAAUAAGUACUCAAUCUAGCCCUGGAAUUACUCUUCAGAUUUCAGAUUAGCAGGAGAACCUCUGGCAUAUUCAAACUGAAACUGGCUGAAGAAGCAAAUAUCUGUACCUACACUGUUUAUGGUUUUGUGUAAGUGAAGUUCAUUAAAUACUUUGAGGCUGGCCUA